Oppiella nova is the source of this 447-nucleotide messenger RNA. The record is from the annotation of a GenBank genome assembly. Lineage: Eukaryota; Metazoa; Arthropoda; Arachnida; Sarcoptiformes; Oppiidae.
UCAUAUGAUUUGAUAAGCGAUUCAAAGCCGUGUUUACAUUAAAUUUAAUUGUAUUUUAAACUGUGAUUAAAGUGUUAAAUGUUGCCAUAAUUGCCGACAUAUAAUGAGCCAAAAGUCCCGGGUGCUAAAUCUGUAUAAAACCCUGUUAUACAUGGGACGUGAGUAUCCAUUGGGUUACCAGUACUUCAGAGAUCGGUGUCACAAAGCAUUUGCCAAAAACCGCAACGAAUCCAAUGGUGAGACCAUUGAGGCGAUGAUCAAAAGGGGAGAGUUUGUGGUGAAAGAGAUUGAGGCACUCUAUCGGCUCAAGAAGUAUCGGACACUACGGAAGCGCUACUAUAAGGAGGAACUGGAGCCCACAGCCCCUCCCAGAGGCAUGGAUUUGAAAUGAGUGGCAAACUAGCGAUUCAUUUAUGAAUUCAUUCAUCAAAUACUCGUACAUUUCGG